AGACUCGGAGCACCCCGCCUUGGGGGCCAGUAGACAGCCAUGAUGCUCUCCUGGAAGCUGCUAGGCCUGCUGGUCCUUUGCCUAUGUGCAGGAGGCAUCUCAGGCAAUGGGGACCCUUCUCCCGGAUCCACAGACACCCACGAAGAGGAGGACUCCCCACCAUUGCCUCUGGGACCCCCAAUCCCUGGUGAUCCCUGGCCAGGGGCACCUCCUUUGUUUGAUGAACCUCCGCCUCCAGGCUCCAACCGUCCCUGGAGAGACCUUCCUGACAGUGGUGCCUGGCCCCCAAAGCCCCCAAGCACUGAUCCCCCAAAACCUCCUCUGCCUGAUGACCCCUGGCCAGCAGGAACCCAGCCCCCAGAAAACCCCUGGCCUCCUGCCCCUGAGAUGGACCAUGAAUCUCAGGAGGAGCCAGACCUUGACCCACCCCAGGAAGAGUAUAGAUAGGGGCCCCCAGGGAACGUGAGCCUCCACAGAGCACACCAAAGCCCACCUUUUUCUUCGGCUGCCUCCUUAGAAUCUCAAUUUUCCCUAAUCCCUUAGUACCCUUCCUCAGUCUCUGGUUGAAUUGUGUUCUAUGUUGGAAGUGUCUAUGUUCUGCAACCCCCCUCCCUCCACUUUGUGGUCCGUGUUCAGCCCCCACGUUGUCCCUCUGCUUCUCUUGAUCAGCAGAAAGCACACUCCUACCUCACUCAGCCUGUUCUUGCUUGUCUAGACCUGGACUUCUAGGCAGAGCCUGAGCUCUGUGCUCUCUGCUGCCACCUGGUGUUCUUAGCUGGGAACUGACAGUCGAUCAGGAUGGUGCUUCCAAUGGAAAAAUAAAAGCCACGUUUUCUUC
Messenger RNA from Mus pahari (shrew mouse), 838 nucleotides. It is a transcript of the gene Psors1c2, whose product is annotated as psoriasis susceptibility 1 candidate 2. The coding region runs from base 40 to 447 and encodes 135 amino acids. The transcript is spliced from 2 exons. The record is from RefSeq and is a predicted model, not a curated record. NCBI's taxonomy places the organism in Eukaryota, Metazoa, Chordata, Mammalia, Rodentia, Muridae.